Didymodactylos carnosus is the source of this 879-nucleotide messenger RNA. The record is from the annotation of a GenBank genome assembly. Lineage: Eukaryota; Metazoa; Rotifera; Eurotatoria; Philodinida; Philodinidae.
AUGAACAAUAAUCCGACUGUUAAAGAGUUAAUUAUUUAUCCUGUUAAAUCAUGUGCUGGUAUUAAAGUUCAAGAAGCUUUAUCAACUCGUUAUGGUUUAUCUUUGCCUUCUAAUCCAUGCUUAUCAGACAGACGUUGGAUGGUGGUGAAAAAUGGACGACAAUUAACUCAACGUCAACAACCAAAAAUGGCCCUUAUUCAACCAUCAUUUGUCAGUGAUGGUUUGAUACUUAAAGCACCGGGCAUAAAAGAUUUGAAAAUAUCAAUGAAUCCACCGCCAAAAGAAAUAAUUGAAUGCAUAUGUUGGGAUGCCAAAAUAAAUGGAAAAAAAUAUGACAUUGAUGUUUCAAAUUGGCUAUCAACUUUUCUUGAAACACCUGACUUAGAUUUAGUUUAUUUUGAUGAUCAAUUUGAAGGAAGAAUAUGCAAAGAUAUUAUUGAUCCGCCAAAUUCAGCGCGCGACUAUGAUGUUGCCUCGUAUCAUGAUGAAAGCCCAUUUCAUUUAGACACAAUGGAAUCAUUCAAUGAUUUAAAUCAGCGAUUAAAAACACCAAUUACAAUAUAUAAUUUUAGACCAAAUAUUAUUGUUCAAAAUGUUCAGGCUCCAUAUGCUGAAGAUUACUGGAGACAAAUUCAAAUCGGUGGGGCAAUAAUGACUUGGGUUACUCAGUGUCGUAGAUGUCUAUUACCAACUGUCAAUCAACAAACGGGUAUAACUGAUCCAGAGCAAGAACCGUGGAAGACGUUGAGAAGUUAUCGUUUGAAACCUGAAGUGUAUGGAGUCAAAGCAAUGUUUGGUUUAAAUUUAGCUCCCGAUAUUCAUGGUAUACUUCACGUGGGUGAUGAAGUAAAAAUUUUAAAAGUAGACAACAAUUUUUAA